AAACUCUGGGCGGGGGGCUGCUGGAAGAGUCAAGUCUGGGAUGUUAACCUUUCUCUCUCCUCCUGCACUGGCAGGAAGCGAGCCCUGGGGCUCACAGACGGUAUUCACAAUCUGGGCACUGUGCGCUGGGAGCUGGCUCUCUGCCUCCUGCUCGCCUGGGUCAUCUGCUACUUCUGCAUCUGGAAAGGAGUCAAGUCCACAGGCAAAGUUGUUUACUUCACUGCCACAUUUCCCUACUUGAUGCUUUUUGUCUUGCUGAUUCGAGGGGUCACCCUGCCUGGUGCUGCUGAGGGGAUCAUGUUCUACCUGAAGCCAGACAUUUCCAGGCUUGCAGACCCACAGGUGUGGAUGGAUGCAGGCACUCAGAUCUUCUUCUCUUAUGCUAUCUGCCAGGGGUGCCUGACAGCCUUGGGCAGCUACAACAAGUACAAUAACAACUGUUACAGGGACUGCUUCAUGCUAUGUUUCCUGAAUAGUGCCACCAGCUUUGUGGCCGGCUUUGCUAUCUUCUCUGUGCUGGGCUUCAUGGCACAAGAACAGGGCGUGCCCAUUUCAGAAGUGGCUGAGUCAGGUCCGGGCCUAGCAUUCAUUGCGUAUCCAAAGGCUGUAACGAUGAUGCCUGUGUCUCAGCUCUGGUCCUGCCUAUUCUUCCUUAUGCUGAUCUUCCUGGGACUGGACAGCCAGUUCGUCUGUGUUGAGAGCCUGGUGACGGCCAUUGUAGAUCAUGCAAACCUCGUGUUCAAGGGCACUCCGAAUCCAUUCAUGUCAGGUCCCACCGUGUUCCACUGCAUCAUCCACUGCUUGCAAUCAGCGCGCUGGAACCACAGAAAAUGUGCGGACCGUUUCUAUGACAACAUCGAGGACAUGGUUGGUAAUCGGCCGUGGCCGCUGAUUAAGAUGUGCUGGCAGGUUGUCACCCCUGGUGUUUGCCUGAUAGGUACAAACUAUGGUGAGGCAUGUUUGUACAGGGAUCCUAUCAUCUGA
Molecule: messenger RNA, 984 nt
Organism: Terrapene triunguis (Three-toed box turtle)
Lineage: Eukaryota; Metazoa; Chordata; Testudines; Emydidae
Product: sodium- and chloride-dependent betaine transporter-like
Exons: 8
Biological process (GO): sodium ion transmembrane transport
Cellular component (GO): membrane
Source: RefSeq, a predicted model, not a curated record